CCGUAGCCGGGGCGGCCGGCCUCUGGAACCAGAAGGUAGGGAGGUGCGGGAACCGACACCCCUAGAGGGUGUUGGCACCCCUGCGCAGGCCUUCAACAAGACAGUCGCUAUUGUUGGAGCCCUGGCCGCUCGUUCAGGGGGUGAGCGUGGGCUUCCCGAAAGAGACUAAGAACCUUCCCGCUCCGUGGUUCCAGGGUCUCCACAGCUCCCCGGAGGGCCCAGUCUUCCCUGCGAGUCCGAGGGGCCUCGUUCCGAUCUCCACAAGCUGCCGCUCCGGGGCGCCCUCCAGCUGGUGCUGAGACUGUCCCGGCAGAUGUGCAGGAGGCCAGGUGGGAGAAAGUCCCCAGCCGGUCCCGGGCUCAUAGGCGACCCUUCCGUACGUGAUUCUCGGCUGGAAGCUCGGAAACUCGUGGAGUGGGAGGGGAUUGAGGGAAGAAAGAAGAAAGGAGCUUUCUGGCGCCCGGACCUGACGCGGAACUCGGUGCCUUCCUGGGGUCCCUGCUUGGUCCCUCCCAGCGGAGGGGCCUCCUGUAGGUGCCCUUAUGAGUCGUGGACCAGGUGAGGACCGUCUCCUCCCCAGUCUCCCUCACACCUGUCGAGACGAUCCCGCAACCAGCCCUUAGGGUUGUCCCUCACCGCAGCCUCCCCAGGCUGACCCAGCUCCAGAGGAGCGCUUCCGGCGCCGCAGCUUGCGAAGCUGUGGGAACUGCACUACCCCCAACGUCCCGCGCAGAGUAGAAGGUGCAGAGCCAAUGAGCACUCACAAAAGCUUCAGGAGCCAGGAUUUCAGGUCAAGCUGACGAGACUAAGAAGGCGCGAGGGUAGGGGUCAUCCCCACUGCAGGCCGGCUGCUCUGAGGGUCUGCAGCGGUGGCGAUAGCCCUGCCCAAGUACCCCUUUCAUCCCGUCCUGGUCACCACCACUCCCGGUUCCUCUGGGUCCUGAAUCUGCAGGCGGCUUCAAUUAGGGACCCGGCCCAGAUUUCCAUGACUACAGAAGCACUUAUGGACUGUACCAAGGGCUGUGUGACCUUUGAGGAUGUGGCCAUUUACUUCUCCCAGGAUGAGUGGGACCUCCUUGAUGAGGCUCAGAGGCUCCUCUACUUCAAUGUGAUGCUGGAGAACUUUGCACUUAUAGCCUCACUGGUUUGUUGGCAUGGAACAGAUGAUGAAGAGACAACGCCUGCACAGACUAUUUCUGCAGAAAAAGAGUCACCAGUUAGAACUCUGAAGGCAAGUUCAUCCAUCCAGGAAACUCACCCCUGUGAGAUGUGUAUCCCAAUCCUGAGAGACAUUUUGCAUUUGGCUGAUGUAUGUGGGCAGAAACCAUACUUCGAUGGGACAUGUGCAAUACCUCACCAGGACCAGAAGCAACACAGUCCAGAAAAUCAAUUAAAAAGAGACUUAGAUAGGGCCUCUUUUGUGAAAAACUGCAUAUUCCAUGUGUCUGGGAAUCCCUUCCUCUGUAGAAAGAUUGGAAAGAACUUCCCAGCCCAUGGGUGCCUUCUCCAGCCUCAGGUCACAUCCAGAGAUGAGAAGCUAAAUAAAAUCAGUGAGUGUGGGGAGAUUGUUCACUGUGGAAAACGUCAUUACAAGUCAGGUGGCUGCAGAAAAGAUUCCAACUGUAAACAUGCUCUUGUUCAACACCCAGAAGUCUUCAUUAGAAAAAGAAUUUAUGAGUCUAGCAAAUGUGGAAAAGCCUUCCAAGACAAGUAUUCUCUUGUUCCCUUCCAAAGAGUCUGCACUGGAGAAAGGCCUUAUGAGUGCAAUGAAUGUGGAAAAUCUUUUAGCCAAAAAGCUACUCUAAUUAUACAUCAGAGAGUUCAUACUGGAGAAAGGCCAUUUAAGUGUGGUGAAUGUGGGAAAUCUUUUAGUCAAAGCUCCAACCUUAUUGAACACUGUAGGAUUCACAGUGGAGAACGGCCUUAUGAGUGUAGAGAAUGUGGAAAAGCCUUUGGGUGCAAAUCUAAUCUUGUGCGGCACCAGAGAACUCACACAGGAGAAAAGCCGUAUGAAUGUGGUGAGUGUGGGAAAUUGUUUAGACAAAGCUUCAGCCUUGUUGAACACCAGAGAAUUCACACUACAGCAAGGCCUUAUGAGUGUGGCCAGUGUAAGAAAUCCUUUAGUCAAAAAGCGACCCUUAUUAUACAUCAGAGGGUUCACACUGGAGAAAGGCCAUAUAAGUGUAAAGAAUGUGGGAAAUCUUUUAGUCAAAGUUCCAACCUUAUUGAACACUGCAGAAUUCACACUGGAGAAAGGCCUUAUGACUGUGGUGAAUGUGGGAAAUCCUUUAGUCAAAGAGCCACCCUUAUUAGACACCAGAGAAUUCACACUGGAGAAAGGCCUUAUGGAUGUGGGGAGUGUGGGAAAUUCUUUAGACAAAACUUUAGCCUCAUUGAACAUCGUAGAAUUCACACUACAGCAAAAAAUUAUGAGUGUGACCAAUGUAGGAAAUCUUUUAGCCAAAGAGCCACCCUCAUUAGACACCAGCGAGUUCACACUGGAGAAAGGCCUUAUGAGUGUGGUGAAUGUGGGAAAGCUUUUGGGUACAAAUCUAAACUUGAUCGACACCAGAGAACUCACACUGGAGAAAGGCCUUAUGAGUGUGGGGAAUGUGGGAAAUUCUUUAGGCAAAGCUAUAGCCUUGUUGAACACCAGAGAAUUCACACUAGAGCAAGGCCUUAUGAGUGUGUCCAGUGUGGGAAAUCCUUUAGCCGAAGAGCAGCCUUCAUUAAACACCAGAGAGUUCAUACUGGAGAAAGACCAUAUAAGUGUGGUGAAUGUGGGAAGUCCUUUAGUCGAAGCACCAGCCUUAUUCAACACUGCAGAAUUCACAGUGGAGAAAGGCCGUAUGAGUGUGGCCAGUGUGGGAAAUCAUUUAGGCAAAAGUCUGUCCUCAUUCAGCACCAGGUAGUUCAUACCGGAGAAAGGCCCUAUGAAUGCAGCAAAUGUGGGAAAUCAUUUAGCCAACGCUCCAGCUUCUUUCAACACCAAAAAUGUCACAACAUGUAGAGGCCUGAUGAAGUCAGCAAAUGUGAAAAAUCCUUUGGCCCAAAGGUCAAUGUUCAGUAUCAGGAAGACUACAUUUGAGAAAGGAACUGCAGGAAAUGUGCCCUUUGUUCAGAGUGAUUAGGGAUCCUUUGUGAGGGAGCCAUGUGUGUGAAGUUGAACCUAUUAAUUCUAACCAUCCAGAGGGGUGAAAUUUCCUAUGAGUUCCAGGUAUAUGUUAGGCGUCCACAAGCUGCUGCUUUGCACAUUCUCAAAGGUGAAAGAGUUAUACGAUCUAAAGAGAAACCAGAGGGUGGCACCUGUGGUUCAAAGGAGUGGGGCACUGGCCCCAUAUACCAGAGGUGGUGGGUUCAAACCUAGCCCCUGCCAAAAACUGCAAGAAAAGAGAGAGAGAGAGAAACCAGAGUAUUGCUUUGCACAUUAUAGAUGCCCAAGACCCUUGCCAGAGCUCAGUCACUGCUGGUUUCUCAAUAUAAGCUAUCACCCCCCUUGCACCUUGCAUAACGGGCUUCAGUAACCCUGAUAUCCCAAGGCAAGACAGGUGUUUGUGCUCUCCUCAUUUUUCUAAAGGAAUUUUGAAUAGCCUCAGCCCUUCGAGUGAUUUUAUUUCCUUUCCAAAUGCGCCAUGGAUCGCCUGUGUUUUGACUAAAAGCAUCCUGUCUGCGUUCAGUUCAAGGUGUGAAGGGAAAGAUAGUCUUCAUGGAAAUUCUUGGUCUCACAUGACCCUUGUGUUGAUGUUUUCAGGCUCCAAAUCACUCACUGGUAACUUCCUGUCUAGCAUUGUUCUGGUUGUGCACAAAUAAAG
Molecule: messenger RNA, 3812 nt
Organism: Nycticebus coucang (slow loris)
Lineage: Eukaryota; Metazoa; Chordata; Mammalia; Primates; Lorisidae
Product: zinc finger protein interacting with ribonucleoprotein K-like
Exons: 5
Coding region: 986-3010 (674 amino acids)
Biological process (GO): regulation of transcription by RNA polymerase II
Molecular function (GO): RNA polymerase II cis-regulatory region sequence-specific DNA binding; DNA-binding transcription factor activity
Source: RefSeq, a predicted model, not a curated record